Messenger RNA from Rhagoletis zephyria (snowberry fruit fly), 951 nucleotides. The record is from RefSeq and is a predicted model, not a curated record. Lineage: Eukaryota; Metazoa; Arthropoda; Insecta; Diptera; Tephritidae.
AUGUCAACACCAAACGGCGCCCUCAAUUCUUCAAACAACGACUGUUGUGACAGCAGAAGUAGUGACAAGCCUGCUAUUGAUUUGCUUAACUCGGAGAAAGUGGCCAUUCUCAGCUGUAGUGCCCAGCACUCUCCCAAACUCAUUGACCGAAAUGUGCGUGAGUUAGAAGUCGAGACGCAGAUUUUGCCGUUGAACACUUUAGUUAAAGAGCUGCUCAAAGAACAGUACAAGGCAAUCAUUAUUGCUGGCGGCCCAGGUUCAGUGUUCGCCGAGGAUGCCUUGCCGUACGACAAGGAUAUUUUUACAACUGGUAUUCCCGUUUUGGGCAUUGGCUACGGAUUUCAAAUGAUUAACAAUCACUUUGGCGGUUUGGUGGGGGAAUGCAAGGAAGAACACAAAGAUUCUGCCCAGUUGACCAUUAUUGUAGACAGUCAGAAUCUUCUCUUCAGUAAUUUGGAUUCACAGCAGAAAGUUCUACAGGCUACUGGCGUUUCCGUCUCAAAGGUAGCCGACGGCUUUGAAGUUGUAGGGAAAUCAGAAAACGUCAUUUUCGCUAUUGCAAAUGUGGAGAAGAAACUGUACGGUGUACAGUUCUACCCAGAGAAUGACCUCUCUACAAAUGGCAAAGAUAUGCUGAAGAACUUCCUAUUCUACGUGGCCUCUCUCUCGGGCAACUUUACCCAGAAGUUUCGAGUGGACAAGAGCAUCGACCGCAUUCAAAAGUUGGUGGGCUCGAGCAAAGUUCUGGUGCUAGUAAACGGUGGCGUCAACUCAGUGGUCAGCGCCACUUUUCUGGUGAAAGCACUAAAAGCCGACCAGGUGAUUGCCCUGUACAUUGACAGUGGCUUCAUGCGCAAGAAUGAGGGUGUUCAGGUGGAGAAGGCACUGAAAAGCGUCGGUCUCGACAUGAAAACCAUCAAGGCCUGGCUGCAGUUCAGCAACGCCACCACG